Messenger RNA from Micropterus salmoides (largemouth bass), 6551 nucleotides. RefSeq names its product low density lipoprotein receptor-related protein 12 (gene lrp12). The record is from RefSeq and is a predicted model, not a curated record. Gene Ontology annotation, molecular function: low-density lipoprotein particle receptor activity; protein binding. Gene Ontology annotation, cellular component: plasma membrane. The transcript is spliced from 11 exons. Lineage: Eukaryota; Metazoa; Chordata; Actinopteri; Centrarchiformes; Centrarchidae. The coding region runs from base 706 to 3333 and encodes 875 amino acids.
UGUUGUUCAGCUCGGUAACAGCUAGCCGCUAGCAGCUAACACUACCUGAAGAUGCCUUCAGACUGAGCGACGCUCGCGCUGCUGACCUUUCACCUGGCGAUGGUAGUUAUCUCGGGUUACCUGUAAUUAACCCGGGUUAGCGGUAACGCUCCGGGAUUUAUGUCCUCGUUGUAGAGGACGGGCUUGCUAGCCACUUAGCUCCGUUAGCAUGUUCCAGCUAACCGGCCAGUGUUAUUAACGUUAGCUGUUAGCUUCUGUUUAAUAUAGAGAUAGCUAGCUUGUCUUUGUGUUGUCGUGUUAGCUGAGCUGUUCGCUUGUGUUAUGUUUCAGACAGGCUGCUAAUGUGGCUAAAUGUCUGUUUAAUGAUUCGGUUCUUUAAGCUAACAGCUAGUUUAAGCUAACGUUAGCUGUUAGCUGGAGCUAACGGGGGUCUGAUGCCUUUGUUUCGGUCCGGAGCGGGUUUACGGUGUGAGGUUAGCUCUGUUAGCUCCGUUAGCAGGUAGAUCCCGCACAGACACACCAGCCUGUUUUGUUUUUAAUGUUUUACCGUUGGACUGUAGCUGAUGCUAAGCUAACAGGUAACUCGGCAGCAGAGCUUCUUUGUGGGACCUGCCAGCUGUUUCCCGACAUGCAGCUGGCGGCUCCUCCAGCUGUUUAGUGACCUUGGACUCGUCUUCAUCAUCAUCAGGACCUAGCUGGGUCAGUAUGGCCCUCAGACCAGGCUGCAGGCAGAGCCGCUGCAAACCUUUCCUCUACCUGCUUAUCCUGUCAGGAUGCAUCGCUGCGUCUCAGAGCAACGACAACGUCUACGUGUCGGGGAUUUCUAACGCCUGUGGCGAGGUGGCGGAGCUCCUGCGGGCGUCCAGCGGCGUGAUCACCAGCCCCGGAUGGCCCUUCCAGUACCCGGCCAGACUGAACUGCAGCUGGAACAUCAGGGCUCGGCCCGGGGACGCCAUCACCAUCAGCUUCCAGGACUUUGACCUCCAAGGUUCCCACCGUUGCUCCUCGGACUGGAUGUCCAUCAGCAGCUACAGGAACCUGGACGGGCUGCGGGUCUGUGGUUCCUCCCUGCCGCCGCCAUACAUCUCCUCCCAGGACCACGUCUGGAUCCACUUCCGCUCGGAUGACAGUCUGACGGGGAAAGGCUUCAGACUGUCCUACAUCGCUGGUAAGCCAGAGGCGCCCAGCUGCGACGUGGACCAGUUCCACUGCUCUAAUGGGAAGUGCGUCCCGGACUGGUGGCGCUGUAACUCCAUGGACGAGUGCGGGGACAACUCGGACGAGGAGCUGUGUGUGGACUCGCCGUUCUCCUUCCAGCCCUGCAGCCUGAACCAGUUCCCCUGCCUGUCCCGCUACACCCGGAUCUACACCUGCCUGCCGCACAGCCUGCGCUGCGACGGCAGCAUCGACUGCCAGGACCUCGGGGACGAGAUCGACUGUGAUGUUCCCACUUGUGGAGAAUGGUUGAGGAACUUCUACGGUUCCUUCAGCUCUCCAAACUACCCAGACUUUUACCCCCCAGGAAGUAACUGCACCUGGCUGAUCGACACCGGAGACCACAGGAAGGUCAUCCUGAGGUUUACAGACUUCAAACUCGAUGGUACGGGUUACGGCGACUACGUGAAGGUAUACGACGGCCUGGAGGAGAACCCUCGCCGUCUCCUCAGGGUGUUGACCGCCUUCGACUCCAGAGCGCCGGUCGCUGUGGUGUCAUCGUCUGGUCAGCUCCGAGUUCACUUCUACGCUGACAAGAUCAACGCCGCCAGAGGUUUUAACGUCACUUACCAGGUGGACGGGUUCUGCCUGCCAUGGGAGGUUCCCUGUGGGGGGAACUGGGGCUGUUACACAGAGCAGCAGCGCUGUGACGGGUACUGGCACUGUCCCAACGGUCGGGACGAGCUGAACUGUUCUUCGUGUCAGGAGGACGAGUUCCCCUGUUCCAGAAACGGAGCCUGUUACCCUCGAUCAGACCGCUGCAACUACCAGAACCGCUGCCCCAACGGUUCUGACGAGAAGAACUGCUUCUUCUGCCAGCCGGGAAACUUCCAUUGCAAGAAUAACCGCUGUGUGUUCGAGUCGUGGGUGUGUGACGCUCAGGAUGACUGUGGCGACGGCAGCGACGAGGAGAGCUGUCCCGUCAUCGUUCCCACCAGGGUCAUCACCGCCGCCGUCAUCGGCAGCCUCAUCUGCGGCCUGCUGUUGGUCAUCGCCCUCGGCUGCACCUGCAAACUUUACUCGCUGCGCAUGUUCGAACGCAGGUCAUUUGAGACCCAGCUGUCUAGGGUGGAGGCGGAGCUACUGAGGAGGGAAGCCCCACCCUCUUAUGGACAGCUGAUCGCCCAGGGACUGAUCCCGCCUGUGGAGGAUUUUCCAGUGUGCUCAGGGAACCAGGCGUCCGUCCUGGAGAACCUGCGCCUGGCUGUGCGCUCUCAGCUCGGCUUCACCUCCCUGAGACUCCCCUCUUCCGGUCGUCAUAGCAACCUGUGGCGCCGCCUCUUCACCUUUUCGCGGUCGCGGCGUUCUGGUUCUUUGGCUCUGGUCUCUGCUGACCUGGAGGACAGCGCUGGGAGCACCGGAAGUUCAGGUUCUGACCUUCUGUCUCCGGACUCAGACGACACGGACACAGAGGGCGAGCGAGUGAGGGAGCGAGGCGUGGGCGCCGUGGGCGGCCCCGUCGCCCCCCUCCCUCAGAAAACCCCACCUUCCACCGCCGUGGAGGCCGUGGUUUCUGUGACAACAUCCGCAACCUCCGUAAACCUGACGCCCACCCACGACCGAGGACACAAUAGGCCCAGAGAGGCCCCGCCCCCCUCCAGAUCUGUUACAGUGAUAACCUCCAGUCCAGAUCCUGAACUUCACAGCGACACCUCAGAACUACAGGCUCCGCCCACCUCCACUCUCCAGCGACUGGCCCAGAACCUUCAUCGCCUUGCCAGGAACCUGACCAGAACCAGCCAGAACCUGCAAGACCAGACUUGGACCAAUCACAGUCCACUUCGCCAUCUGGAGACAGGAAGAGGCGGGACGGAGGCCAGCGAGCGGCGCGGAAGCAGAGAAGAGGAAGAAGACGUGGAGCUCCUGAUCCCCGUCUCCGACUCUGACUCCUCCUCCUCCUCAUUGGUCAGCGACGUGCGACAGCCGCUGCUGGAGCCACACCCCUCCUCUAACACAGGCCACGCCCCCCGCAAUCACCGUGUAAACGGUGGUCGAGGAGGGCGGGAUGGCCCCUGCGAACACUGCGGGAUGGUCCACACGGCUCAGAUCCCUGACGUCUGUCUGGAGGCCACCGGCAAGACUGAGAGCAGCGACGAUGAGCUGCUGCUGCUCUGCUAACAGGCUAACUGACGGGCUAAUACUGCUAACACAACACCUACAGCUAGCUAACAUGCUAACUGACAGGUUAAUGCUAAUAAUACCCAAAACCUACUGCUAGCUAACAUGCUAACUGAAAGGUUAAUACUAAUAAUACCCCAAACCUACUGCUAGCUAACAUGCUAACUGACAGGUAAAUACUAAAAAUACCCAAAACCUACUGCUAGCUAACAUGCUAACUGACAGGUUAAUACUAAUAAUACCCAACACCUACAGCUAGCCUAUGCUAACCUCUCUCAGUGCCAGCAGGAUAACACUUCAGACUAGACUACAGCUAGCCAACAUGUUAACAGAUUAUACUGGACUACAGCUAGAAGCAUGCUAACACCUCAGACUGAACUAGCCAUUGUGUUAACACUUGACACUGAGCUACAGCUAGCCAACAGGCUAACAGUUCCAAAUGGAUUACAGCUAGCCAUAAUGCUAGCACUUCGACUGGACUAAAACUAGGGAUUAUCUAGCACCUGUUAGCAUGUCAGCUGGAUUUAAGGUUAGCUCUCAGUGAUGUCUGAGAUGAACAGACCAAUCAGAGACUGAGGCGAGUGAUGUCACUGAUUGAAUUCUGAUGUUAUGAAACUCUCAGCUGUUAUUCCCCUGGUCCGUCCGUUAAAACGCUCCCCUCCUCCCCGCAGGCAGACGUCCUGCUAGGUACGACUUCAUGAACACUGACUUCCUCCUCAUUGGUACGACGGUAAAAUGUGUCCUGACAGAACAAACUGAACUUUAAACUCUGAUCCAGAUGAUCUGAUCCAGGAACCCUCUCUGCCUCUGAACCAGGACCAAGUUGGACUCACGAUUUAAAUGGUCCCCCCUCUGUGCUGGUUGGUGAGGGACGUGUGACCGACGGAGGUAGCCAAAGAUAGCAGCUAGCAGGCUAGUUUUUUAGCCUAGCCUAGUGACGCUUGCUAAGUUGGUUCUCUGUUCACCAAAUUAAACUCAAAGGUCCUCUAACGAUAACAAGCUUUUUUGGAGCUUUCGACCGGAUCAUCAGAUAUGAUAAGGACACCUGUUACCUGCAGUAUUUAUAAUAUACGCAGUUCUUCGUUACACCUUCCUGUGUUUAUAUAUCUGUUCCUGAUUAUUGGCAUUAUCAGCAGUUGCAGGUCAGAGGCAGCGAGCAGUAGAACAUUUAUUCCCACUUCCUGUAUCGGUCCUUGCCGCCGCGUUUACUGAAAAUAAAGCACAACAACACGAGUCAUCAUUUUUAUACUAGACAGCAGUUUGCUAGUGAUUGAUGCUAAUGCUAGCUGGGCUACCUCCCAGGUCAUGUGACCCUGAUCACACUCAUCAUAGCGGACUGCACAUGGUUCAGGUUCCCUUCUGGUUCCCUCCUGGUGUUUAACUUUCUACCUGUUCGGUUCUCUGAACAUGUUCUUGAUCUCUAUCGGAAUGUGUCUGUAGACUCUACAGGAACGUUCUGGGUCCGUAGACUCUACGGGAACGUUCUGGGUCCGUAGACUCUACGGGAACUGAUCCAUAGUAACAUUCUGGUUCUCUCGACUCUACAGGAACGUUCUGGGUCCGUAGACUCUACGGGAACGUUCUGGGUCCGUAGACUCUACAGGAACAGAUCCAUAGUAACAUUCUGGUUCUGUAGACUCUACAGGAACGUUCUGGGUCCGUAGACUCUACAGGAACAGAUCCAUAGUAACGUUCUGGGUCCGUAGACUUUACGGGAACGUUCUGGGUCCGUAGACUCUACAGGAACAGAUCCAUAGUAACAUUCUGGUUCUGUAGACUCUACAGGAACAUUCUGGGUCCGUAGACUCUACAGGAACAGAUCCAUAGUAACGUUCUGGGUCUGUAGACUCUACAGGAACGUUCUGGGUCCGUAGACUCUACAGGAACAGAUCCAUAGUAACAUUCUGGUUCUGUAGACUCUACAGGAACGUUCUGGGUCCGUAGACUCUACGGGAACGUUCUGGGUCCGUAGACUCUACAGGAACAGAUCCAUAGUAACAUUCUGGUUCUGUAGACUCUACAGGAACGUUCUGGGUCCGUAGACUCUACAGGAACAGAUCCAUAGUAACGUUCUGGGUCCGUAGACUUUACGGGAACGUUCUGGGUCCGUAGACUCUACAGGAACAGAUCCAUAGUAACAUUCUGGUUCUGUAGACUCUACAGGAACAUUCUGGGUCCGUAGACUCUACAGGAACAGAUCCAUAGUAACGUUCUGGGUCUGUAGACUCUACAGGAACGUUCUGGGUCCGUAGACUCUACGGGAACGUUCUGGGUCCGUAGACUCUACGGGAACUGAUCCAUAGUAACAUUCUGGUUCUCUCGACUCUACAGGAACGUUCUGGGUCCGUAGACUCUACGGGAACGUUCUGGGUCCGUAGACUCUACAGGAACAGAUCCAUAGUAACAUUCUGGUUCUGUAGACUCUACAGGAACGUUCUGGGUCCGUAGACUCUACAGGAACAGAUCCAUAGUAACGUUCUGGGUCCGUAGACUUUACGGGAACGUUCUGGGUCCGUAGACUCUACAGGAACAGAUCCAUAGUAACAUUCUGGUUCUGUAGACUCUACAGGAACAUUCUGGGUCCGUAGACUCUACAGGAACAGAUCCAUAGUAACAUUCUGGUUCUGUAGACUCUACAGGAACAUUCUGGGUCCGUAGACUCUACAGGAACAGAUCCAUAGUAACAUUCUGGUUCUGUAGACUCUACAGGAACAGAUCCAUAGUAAUGUUCUGGGUGUAUAAAGAGAAAACAAAAUAUAGGAAUUGAAACAACCAUUCAUGUGUUUGAAAGGUCAGAGGUCAUGAGUCAUGUUUACACUUCAUAUUAAACAUAAAGGACUCAGCGAUCCAGACUGGACCAGGUUCAGAACCUAAACCAACAGAACGAGAUGGUCUGAGGGUUCAGUUCAAUCUGGACACAUUUACAAAGUGACAUCAAAGUUCUGGAUUCUGAACAUUUUAAUCCUUCCUGCUCCUCCUGUUCAGACUGACCCUCUCAGUUUUUGGUACUCGGCUCUUCGCUGACUCGUGUGACUGUAUAUUUAUUAUUAUUAUUAUUGAUAAUGUGGUUGUUGUUACUAUUAUUUGUCAUUGUUGUUGUUGUUGUUGUUGUUGUUGUUGUUGUGUUUCUCUGCCCGGCAUGAUUCCAGUCGUUGCUGUUAGUUUUCUUUGAGUCUGUAAAGUGUGAAACGGCACUAAAGAUUAAAGGUUCACUUUCA